Molecule: messenger RNA, 1080 nt
Organism: Camelina sativa (false flax)
Lineage: Eukaryota; Viridiplantae; Streptophyta; Magnoliopsida; Brassicales; Brassicaceae
Product: transcription factor ORG3-like
Biological process (GO): regulation of transcription by RNA polymerase II
Cellular component (GO): RNA polymerase II transcription regulator complex
Molecular function (GO): protein dimerization activity; RNA polymerase II transcription regulatory region sequence-specific DNA binding; DNA-binding transcription factor activity, RNA polymerase II-specific
Source: RefSeq, a predicted model, not a curated record
UUUAAUUGUAUUAUCCGCAUUAUAUAUACGAUGGGCAAUUAAUAUUCCACCUAAGUUCAGAACUAUCCCAACCAAAACAGCUUCUCCAAGCUUCAAGAGAAAACAGAAUCUAUAACACUUGUCCUUAUAUAGCAAAAAUGUGUGCAUUAGUACCUCCAUUGUUCCCAAACUUUGGGUGGCCAUCAACGGGAGAGUACAACAGCUACUACCUGACGGGAGAUAACCUCAACAAUGGCGGAUUUCUUGAUUUUCCGGUACCGGAGGAGACUUAUGGAGUGGUUACGGCGGUGGCUCAUAAUCAGAACAGCUUUGGGGGUUCUGUAUCGUCGGAGGGAAAUGAAAUAGGCAACAAUCCGGUCGUGAUCAAGAAGCUUAAUCACAAUGCCAGUGAGCGUGACCGUCGGAAGAAGAUCAACUCGUUGUUCUCAUCUCUCCGUUCUUGUCUUCCGGCUUCCGAUCAAUCGAAGAAGCUAAGCAUUCCUGCAACGGUUACUCGAAGCUUAAACUACAUACCAGAGCUGCAAGAUCAAGUGAAGAAGCUAAUCAAAAACAAGGAAGAGCUCUUGAUGCAAGUAUCAGGUCAAAUAAACAUUGAAGAUUACGUUAAGCCGCAACCAAAGGCGGUCGCGAGUUAUGUCUCGACCGUUUCUGCGACUAGGCUUGGAGACAACGAAGUGAUGGUCCAAAUCUCAUCGUCCAAGAUUUACAACUUUCCAAUAUCUAAUGUGUUAAGCGGGUUAGAAGAAGAUGGGUUUGUUCUUGUGGAUAUGUCAUCUUCAAGGUCCCAAGGGGAAAGGCUUUUCUACACUUUGCAUCUACAAAUGGAUAAGAUCGAAAAUUACGAGCUGAAUUGUGAAGCGUUAAGUCAGAGGAUGUUGUACUUGUAUGAGGAAUGUGGAAACUCAUCAUUAAGAUGAUAAUAUGUUCUUGUUUCGUUUUAGUUAUGUCGUUCUUUUCUUUUCAAAACCUAACAUUCUUGAAGUCAAAGCGUUGUAGUCGAGUUGUUUCGGUUUUUUUCGGUCGAAGUCAGUGAUCGAUUAUGACAUGCUUUGAGUAGACUGAUUGAUUUCUACUACGAUU